Messenger RNA from Oenanthe melanoleuca, 796 nucleotides. Its product is annotated as translation initiation factor IF-2-like. NCBI's taxonomy places the organism in Eukaryota, Metazoa, Chordata, Aves, Passeriformes, Muscicapidae. The transcript is spliced from 3 exons. The record is from RefSeq and is a predicted model, not a curated record. The coding region runs from base 1 to 696 and encodes 231 amino acids.
AUGGCGAGCGGCAGCACAGGCUGGAAGCAGCAGCACGGGCAGCAGCCUCUGGUUCUCCCCUCACGGACCCCUCGCGCACUAACUGCCCCCUUCCGCGCCCCACACCGUUUGAAUCCAACGGCUCGGCUCCCAUUGGCUCUCGCCGGGGCCGGCCAAUCGCGCGCCGCGCCGGCGCGCCCCACCCGAGCCCGUCACCGCGUGACUCGCGCGCUCGCCGCUCCCAACCAAUCCCCGGCCGCCGCGGGGGGCGGGGGUGCGUUACGUAACGGGCGGAGCGGUGAAAUCGGCACGAAGCGGGGAGGCGGGGCUGGCGGUGGGGGAAGAGGAGCGGGCGCGCCUGAUUGGCCAGCGGCGGCCGGGGCGGGCGCGCCCCCUUCCAGCGUACGGCGGUGCGGCCGCGCCGAGCCCGCACAUGCGCAGCUCGGCGCGGCGCUCAGCGCUGUUGCUGUGCGCGACGCCGGCCCCGUUUGGUUUGGUCCCCGGUGUCCGGCGGCCCGGCUGCUUUCAAGGCAGCGAGAGAGUGAUGCCUUCGUCCUUUUAAAUAAGCGUCGUGUUGACUUUAAGAUGAUGUUGUUCCCUGGCUGCCGGAUAGCUGCUACUUCAACAAGGCUUUUGGCUCCAGGUAAUACCUUCAAAGAGAAGCAGCUGAUGCAUGGACUGGGUGUGCAGGCAAUGAGCUUAGAAGGGGGAAGAUGAAAAAUUUGCCAUCUGUGUUGUGCAUAGCAAUCUCUGAUUAAAAGUCUCUGCAGUUUUUCCUGUUUAGUUCUGUGAGACAUUAAAAAAAAUGAGUUAAAUG